This is a messenger RNA of Dromiciops gliroides (monito del monte), 9922 nucleotides long. RefSeq lists its product as uncharacterized. The transcript has 6 exons. Bases 163 to 8901 code for a protein of 2912 amino acids. Gene Ontology annotation, biological process: negative regulation of transcription by RNA polymerase II. Gene Ontology annotation, molecular function: DNA-binding transcription repressor activity, RNA polymerase II-specific. NCBI's taxonomy places the organism in Eukaryota, Metazoa, Chordata, Mammalia, Microbiotheria, Microbiotheriidae. The record is from RefSeq and is a predicted model, not a curated record.
GGCACGUCCGCAGGAGCCGGCGGGUGUCAAGGGUACCGAAGGGCACUUGUGCGAGUGGGAGCUCUGUCCCGCCGGCUCUCCGGGAGUCGCCCCCCUGCUGGGAGAAGACGGGGCUGCCCAGGCCGGGCUGGGCAGACGGGCCCGGCAGACGGGAGGAGGACCAUGGAGGACUCGGACCAAGGGCUGGAGGGGAGAGGGGAGGCCCCCCAGGAAGGCAGGAGGCGGCGGCGGCGGCGGAAGAAGGACAGGCAGCCGCUGAUCCCGAGCCACUAUCAGGGAUUAGUGACGUUCCAGGAUGUGGCUGUGGACUUCAGCAGGGAUGAAUGGAAACGCCUGGACGAUGCUCAGAAGGCUCUGUACAGAGACGUGAUGUUGGAAAACUACGAGAACCUGGUUUCCCUGGGGCUUCCUGUUUCCAAAGGGGAUGUGAUCUCCCUGUUGGAAAGAAGAGAAACUCCACGGAAGUCAAAGGAACGCGUUGCCAGAGCCCCUUGUCCAGAUUCCAUUAGUCAACAACCCAGGUUUGGAGCCAAGGUAACAGAUCGGAUGCAGGACAUUCACAUGAAGGCAUCAUCCAAGAAAAAACAACCAAAGGUUCUUCCUUUGCAUUCCAAGAUGACAGAUACUGGGAAAUGUGAUGUUAAUUUAGAGAAACAGAAGGGCAACCCAAAGAGACAACCCAGACAAAUAACAAUCACUCCCAGAAAAACUUUUAGUAAAGGGAGGGUACCUGUCAGAAGUUUUAGCUUGGGGUCAGUCUUUGUUCCACUGUGGAGAAGGAAAAGUCUCAAAAAAUGUGAGACACUUGGAACAAGCUCUGGGGAUUUUUCAGACCUAGAUAUAAAGAAGAACCUUUCUAAAUAUAACAAAUGUAGGAAGCCUUUCAGUUAUCACUCAGACCUAAUUAAAUUUCAUAGACUACAUGGUAGAGAAAAACUUUAUGAACAGAAUGAAUGUGGAAAAGCUUUUGGGAGACAAUCAAAUCUUGUUAGGAAAUCAGGCAAUCUUAUAAGACAGAAAUAUUACAAAUGUAACAAAUAUUGGAAAGCCUUUAACAGGAGGGGAGAACUGAUUUAUCAGAGAAUUCCUCCUGGAGUAAAAUUCUUUGAGUGUAAUGUGUGUGGGAAAGCCUUUAAGGAAAAAAAUAUGCUCAAAAACCAUCAAAGAAUUCAUACUGAAAAGAAACGUUUUAAAUGUAACAAAUGUAGGAAAAGCUUCAGCCAAAAAGAAAAUUUUAUUACCCAUAAGAAAACUCAUACUGAAAUGAAAUCCUUUGAAUGUAGUGACUGUGGGAAAAAUUUCACACGGAAGGAACACCUUGUUAGACAUCAUAAAAUUCAUACUGAAGUGAGAUCAUUUGAAUGUAAAGAAUGUGGGAAAGUCUUUGGUCAAAGGGGACACCUUACUAGCCACCAAAGAAUUCAUACUGGAGAGAAACCUUUCCUGUGUAGUGAAUGUGGGAAAACGUUCAUUGACUGUAAAGCUCUCAAAAGCCAUGAGAAAAGUCACAGUGAAGAGAAACCCUUUGAAUGUGAUAUAUGUAGGAAAGCCUUCGGUCAGAAGGGACAUCUGAUUUCUCAUCAGAGAACUCAUAUUACAGUGAGACCUUUUGAAUGUAAUAUAUGUAGGAAGUCCUUCAGUCAGAAGGCACACCUGGUUUCUCAUGAGAAAACUCAUAAAUGUAACGAAUGUGGGAAAAUUUUCAGUGAUAGUAAUGCGCUCAAAGAACAUCAGAGAACUCAUACUAGAGAGACACUCUUUGCAUGUGAUAAAUGUGACAAAGGCUUCAUACAGAAGUCACAACUUAUUAAACAUCAGAAAACUCACACUGGAGGUAAACCCUUUGAAUGUAAUGAAUGUGGGAAAGGCUUUCGUUCAAGGGAACACCUUAGUACACACCAGAAAACUCAUACGGGUGAAAAACCCUUUAAGUGUAGUGAAUGUGGGAAAGGCUUCAGCCAGAGGGAAAACCUUGUUAAACAUCAGACAACUCAUACUGGGGAGAAACCCUUUGAAUGUAAUGUUUGUAAGAAAGCCUUCAGGCAGAGAGCACACCUGUUAUCUCACGAGAGAACUCAUACUGGAGAGAAACCCUUUGAAUGUAAUGAGUGUGGGAGAGCCUUUGGUGAGAAGCGAAGCCUUAAUAGACAUGAGAAAACUCAUGCUGGGGUAAAACCCUUUACAUGUAAUGAAUGUAAGAAAACCUUCAGCCGAAGGACAGGCCUUAUUAUCCAUCAGAAAGUUCAUACUGGAGAGAAAGUUUUUGAUUGUAAUGUAUGUGGGAAAUCCUUCGGUCAGAAGAGAUUUCUAUUUUCUCAUAAGAGGUCUCAUGCUAGGGGAUUUAAAUGCAAUGAAUGUGGGGAAACCUUCACUAAGAAUGAUUUACUUGAGAGUCACCAGAGAAUUCAUGCUGGACAGAAACCCUUUCCAUGUGAUGAAUGUGAGAAAGGUUUCACAAGGAAGGCAUACCUUAUUAGACAUCAGAGAAUUCACACUGGAGAGAAACCAUUUAAAUGUAAUGAAUGUGGGAAAGGCUUUGUCCAGAAGGUACAUUUCAUUUAUCAUCAGAGAAUUCACACUAAAACAAAAAAUUUUGAAUGUAGUGAGUGUAAGAAAGCCUUUGGUGACAAGGUACUCCUUAGUAGACAUGAGAAAACUCAUUCUACAGUGAAACCUUUUAAAUGUAACGAAUGUAAGAGAGCCUUCAGCCAAAGGACAAGCCUUAUUAUUCAUCAGAGAUCUCAUACUGGAGAGAAACCCUUUCCAUGUAAUGAAUGCGGGAAAUUUUUCACCCAAAAGACAGUCCUUCUUACUCAUCAGAAAAUUCAUACUGGAGAGAAGCCCUUUACAUGCAAUGAAUGUGGAAAAGGCUUCAUCCAAAAGAUAGUCCUUAUUAACCAUCAGAGAACACAUACUGGAGAAAAACCUUUGCCUUCUGUUGAAAAAGGAGAAACGUCCAGUGAUAGUAAAAUACCCAAAAGCCAAGAGAAAACUCAACCUGGAGAGAAGCGCUUUUGUUGUGGCGAAUGUGGAAAAGGCUUCUGCUGGAGAGCAAACCUUAUCAGACACCGGAAAAUUCACACUGGGGAGAAACCCUUUGAAUGUAAUGAAUGUGGGAAAGCAUUCAUUGAGAAGAAUUAUCUUGUUGCCCAUCAGAGAAUUCAUACUGGAGAGAAACCCUAUGAAUGUAAUGAAUGUGGGAAAGCCUUCAGCCGAAGAACAAACCUUAUUACCCAUCAAAGAAUUCAUACUAAAGAGAAACCUUUCCCCUGUAAUGAAUGUGGAAAAGCCUUUUGUCGGGGUAAAGCCCUCAAAAAGCAUCAAAGAAUUCAUACUGGAGAGAAAUUCUUUGAAUGUAAUGUAUGCAAGAAGGGCUUCAAUCACAGGGGACACCUAGUUUCUCAUCAGAGAACUCACAAGAGAGGGAAACCUUUCUCAUGUGAUGAAUGUGGGAAAAUCUUUAGCCGAAGGACAGUCCUUGUCAGACAUCAGAAAACUCAUUCUGGAGAGAAACCUUUCUCGUGUAGUGAAUGUGGGAAAGCCUUUGGUGAAAGUGAAACCCUCAAAAGGCAUCGGAGAGUUCAUACUGGAGAGAAACCCUUUGAAUGUAAUAUAUGUAAGAAAGCCUUUAGUCAGAAGGGACACCUGCUCUCUCAUCAAAAAACUCAUACAACAGUGAAACUCCUUGAAUCUAAUGAAGGGGGCAAAACCUUCAGUGAGAAGGAUCAUCUUACUAUCCAUCAGAAAACUCAUACUGGAGAAAAACCUUUCAAAUGUCUUGAAUGUGGGGAAACCUUCAAUGAGAAUGAGGCCCUCAAAAAGCAUCAGAGAACUCAUAGUGGAGAGAAACCCUUUGAAUGUAAUGUAUGUAAGAAAACCUUUAGUCAGAAGGGACACCUGCUUUCUCAUCAAAAAACUCACACUGCAGUGAAACUCCUUGAAUCUAAUGAAGGGGGGAAAACCUUCAGUGAGAAGGAUCAUCUUACUAUCCAUCAGAAAACUCAUACUGGAGAAAAACCUUUCAAAUGUCUUGAAUGUGGGGAAACCUUCAAUGAGAAUGAGGCCCUCAAAAAGCAUCAGAGAACUCAUAGUGGAGAGAAACCCUUUGAAUGUAAUGUAUGUAAGAAAACCUUUAGUCAGAAGGGACACCUGCUUUCUCAUAAAAAAACUCACACUGCAGUGAAACUCCUUGAAUCUAAUGAAGGGGGGAAAACCUUCAGUGAGAAGGAUCAUCUUACUAUCCAUCAGAAAACUCAUACUGGAGAAAAACCUUUCAAAUGUCUUGAAUGUGGGGAAACCUUCAAUGAGAAUGAGGCCCUCAAAAAGCAUCAGAUAACUCAUAGUGGAGAGAAACCCUUUGAAUGUAAUGUAUGUAAGAAAACCUUUAGUCAGAAGGGACACCUGCUUUCUCAUCAAAAAACUCACACUGCGGUGAAACUCCUUGAAUCUAAUGAAGGGGGAAAAACCUUCAGUGAGAAGAAUCAUCUUACUAUCCAUCAGAGAACUCAUACUGGAGAAAAACCUUUCAAAUGUCUUGAAUGUGGGGAAACCUUCAACGAGAAUGAGGCCCUCAAAAAGCAUCAGAGAACUCAUAGUGGAGAGAAAUCCUUUGAAUGUAAUGUAUGUAAGAAAACCUUUAGUCAGAAGGGACACCUCCUUUCUCAUCAAAAAACUCACACUGCGGUGAAACUCCUUGAAUCUAAUGAAGAGGGGAAAACCUUCAGUGAGAAGGAUCAUCUUACUAUCCAUCAGAGAACUCAUACUGGAGAAAAACCCUUCAAAUGUCUUGAAUGUGGGGAAACCUUCAAUGAGAAUGAGGCCCUCAAAAAGCAUCAGAGAACUCAUAGUGGAGAGAAACCCUUUGAAUGCAACAUAUGUAAGAAAGCCUUUAGUCAGAAAGGACACCUGAUUUCUCAUCAAAAAACUCAUACUGUAGUGAAACUCUUUGACUUCAAGGAAUCUGGGGAAACCUUCAGUGAGAAGGAUCAUCUUGUUACCCAUCAGAGAACCCAAACUGGGGGAAAAUCUUUCAAAUGUCUUGAAUGUGGGGAAACCUUCAGUGAGAAUGAAGCCCUCAAAAAACAUCAGAGGACUCACAGUAGAGAGAAAUGUUUCAUAUGUCUUGAAUGUGGAGAAGCCUUCAGUGAGAGUGAGGCCCUCAAAAAGCAUCAGAAAAUUCAUAGUGGAGAGAAAUCCUUUGAAUGCAAUGUAUGUAAGAAAACCUUUAGUCAGAAGGGACACCUGAUUUCUCAUCAAAAAACUCACACUGUAGUGAAACUCUUUGAAUGUAAGGAAUCUGAGAAAACCUUCAGUGAGAAGGAUCAUCUCAUUACCCAUCAGUGUACCCAUACUGGGGUAAAACCUUUCAUAUGUCUUGAAUGUGAGGAAGCCUUCAGUGAGAGUGAGGCCCUCAAAAAGCAUCAGAGAACUCAUACUGGAGAGAAACCCUUUGAAUGUAAUGUAUGUAAGAAAGCCUUUAGUCAGAAAGGACACCUGAUUUCUCAUCAAAAAAUUCAUACUGCAGUAAAACUCUUUGACUGUAAGGAAUCUGAGAAAACCUUCAGUGAGAAGGAUCAUCUUAUCCAUCAGAGAACCCAUACUGCAGGAAAAUCUUUCACAUGUCUUGAAUGUGGGGAAACCUUCAGUGAGAAUGAGACCCUCAAAAAGCAUCAGAGAACUCAUAGUAAAGAGAAGUGUUUCAUAUGUCUUGAAUGUGGAGAAGCCUUCAGUGAGAGCGAGGCCCUAAAAAAGCAUCAGAAAAUUCAUACUGGAGAGAAAUCCUUUGAAUGUAAUGUAUGUAAGAAAACCUUUAGUCAGAAGGGACACCUGAUUUCUCAUCAAAAAACUCAUACUGCAGUGAAACUCUUUGAAUGUAAGGAAUCUGAGAAAAUCUUCAGUGAUAAGGAUCAUUUCAUUACCCAUCAGAGAACCCAUACUGGGGUAAAACCUUUCAUAUGUCUUGAAUGUGGGGAAACCUUCAGUGAGAGUGAGGCCUUCAAAAAGCAUCUGAAAAUUCAUACUGGAGAGAAAUCCUUUGAAUGCAAUGUAUGUAAGAAAACCUUUAGUCAGAAGGGACACCUGAUUUCUCAUCAAAAAACUCAUACUGUAGUGAAACUCUUUGAAUGUAAGGAAUCUGAGAAAACCUUCAGUGAGAAGGAUCAUCUCAUUACCCAUCAGGGAACCCAUACUGUGGGAAAACCUUUCACAUGUCUUGAAUGUGAGGAAGCCUUUAGUGAGAGUGAGGCCCUCAAAAAGCAUCAGAGAACUCAUACUGGAGCAAAAUCUUUCAUAUGUCUUGAAUGUGGGGAAACCUUUGGUGAGAGUGAGGCCCUCAAAAAGCAUCAGAAAGUUCAUAUUGGAGAGAAAUCCUUUGAAUGUAAUAUAUGUAAGAAAGCCUUUAGUCAGAAAGGACACCUGAUUUCUCAUCAAAAAACUCAUACUGUAGUGAAACUCUUUGACUGCAAAGAAUCUGGGGAAACCUUCAGUGGGAAGGAUCAUCUUGUUACCCAUCAGAGAACCCAAACUGGGGGAAAAUCUUUCACAUGUCUUGAAUGUGGGGAAGCUUUCAGUGAAAAUGAGACCUUCAAAAAGCAUCAGAGAACUCAUAGUGGAGAGAAAUCUUUCACAUGUCUUGAAUGUGGGGAAGCCUUCAGCGAGAGUGAGGCCCUUAAAAAGCACCAGAAAGUUCAUAUUGGAGAAAAACCCUUUGAAUGUAAUGUAUGUAAGAAAACCUUUAGUCAGAAGGGACACCUGAUUUCUCAUCAAAAAACUCAUACUGCAGUGAAACUCUUUGAAUGUAAAGAAUCUGAGAAAACCUUCAGUGAGGAGGAUCAUUUUGUUACCCAUCAGAGAACCCAUACUGGGGUAAAACCUUUCAUAUGUCUUGAAUGUGGGGAAGCCUUCAGUGAGAGUGAGGCCUUCAAAAAGCAUCAGAGAACUCAUACUGGAGAGAAAUCCUUUAAAUGUAAUGUAUGUAAAAAAGCCUUUAGCCAGAAGGAACACCUGAUUUCUCAUCAAAAAACUCAUACUGUAGUGAAGCUCUUUGACUGUAAGGAAUCCGAGAAAACCUUCAAUGAGAAGGAUCAUCUCGUUCCUCAUCAGAGAACCCAUACUGAGGGUAUACCUUUCAAAUGUCUUGAAUGUGAAGAAACCUUCAGUGAGAGUGAGGCCCUCAAAAAGCAUCAGAAAAUUCAUACUGGAGAGAAACUCUUUAAAUGUAAUGUACGUGAGAAAGUUUUUAGUCAGAAGGGACACCUGAUUUCUCAUCAAAAACCUCAUACUGCAGUGAAACUCUUUGAACAUAAUGAAUGUGAGAAGACCUUCAGUGAGAAAGAUCAUAUUAUUACCCAUCAGAGAACCCAUACUGAGGGUAUACCGUUCACAUGUCUUCAAUGUGAGGAAACCUUCAGUGAGAAUGAGGCCCUCAAAAAGCAUCAGAAAAUUCAUUCUGGAGAGAAACCCUUUGAAUGUAAUGUACGAAAGAAAGCCUUUAGUGAGAAGGGACACCUGAUUUCUCAUCAAAAACCUCAUACUGCAGUGAAACUCUUUCAACAUAAUGAAUGUGAGAAGACCUUCAGUGAGAAAGAUCAUCUUAUUACCCAUCAGAGAACUCAUACUGAGGGUAUACCUUUCACAUGUCUUGAAUGUGAGGAAACCUUCAGUGAGAAUGAUGCCCUCAAAAAACAUCAGAAAAUUCAUUCUGGAGAGAUAUCCUUUAAAUGUAACGUAUGUAAAAAAGCCUUUAGUCAAAGGGGACACUUGAUUUCUCAUCAAAAAACUCAUACUGUGGUGAAACUCUUUGAAUGUAAUGAAUGUGGGAAAACUUUCAGUGAGAAGGAUAGUCUUAUUACUCAUCAGAGAACUCAUAGUGGAGAGAAAUCUUUCAUAUGUAAUGAAUGUGGGAAAGCCUUCAAUGAGAGUGAAGCCCUCAAAAAACAUCAGAAAACUCAUACAGGAGAGAAAUCCUUUGACUGUAAUCAAUGUGGGAAAUCCUUUGGUGAAAAGGAACACCUUAUUACACACCAGAAAACCCAUACUAGAGAGAAAGCCUUUGAGUGUAGUGAAUGUGGGAAAAGCUUCAGCAGGAGGGAAAAUCUUGUUAGACAUCAGAUAAUUCAUGCUGGGGAGAAAUCUUUUGAACGUAAUAAAUACAGGAAAUCUUUCAGCCAGAGGAUGCACUUCAUUUAUCAUCAAGGAAUUCAUACUGGAAAGAAACCUUUUGAAUGUAGUGAAUGUGGGAAAGCCUUUAGUGAGAAGCGAACCCUUAAUAGACAUCAGAAAACUCAUACUGGAGUGAAACCCUUUAAGUGUAAUGAAUGUAAGAAAGCCUUCAGCCGAAGAACAAUCCUUAUUAUCCAUCAGAGAACUCAUACUGGAGUGAAACCUUUUAUAUGUAAUGAAUGUGGCAAAGCCUUCAGCCAAACAGGACAUGUCAUCCGACACCAGAGAACUCAUACUGGAAUGAAACCCUUUGAAUGCAAUGAGUGUGGGAAAUCUUUCAGUGAGAAGGAUCACCUUAUUACCCAUCAGAGAUCUCAUACUGGAGAGAAACCCUUUGCAUGUAAUGAAUGUGGAAAAGCCUUCAGCCGAAGGACAAUCCUUAUUACCCAUCAGAGAACACAUACUGGAGUGAAACCCUUUGAAUGUAAUGAAUGUAGGAAAACUUUCAGCCAACGGGGACACCUCAUUUAUCAUCAGAGAAUUCAUACUGGAGAGAAGCCCUUUGAAUGUAAUGAAUGUGGAAAAGCUUUCAGCUGGAGAGCAAACCUGCUUACUCAUCGUAGAACUCAUACUGAAGUGAAACCCUUUGCAUGUAAAGAAUGUGGGAAAACCUUCAUUGAGAGGCAAACCCUAUAUAGACAUAAAAGAAUUCAUACUUCAACAAAAUCCUGUUCAAUGUAAUGAAUAUGGGUAGGCUUUUGGUGAGUCAGACCAUCAUCAGAAGAGAAAGAAGACAAAACUGAUACCCUUUAAUUUGUCAUUAUAUACAGGAAAGCUUUUAGUGAGAACAAAGUACCAAAAAACUGCCAAAGAUCUCAUACUGGAGAGAAAGGGUGCUGUUCCAGCUAGAGUGACAGUUGUUAGCACACAUGACAGGAUGGUCUGGUUGAAAGCUGACUACAUAUAUUAUCCUAGUGCAGUUUGCCCUUAUUCACCAGUACAGACUUCUAUCUGCCUUUCCCAUUUCAACCUAUCUGCUGACCUCCAAUUCACAUUUCCAACUGCCUUUCAACACCUCAAACUGGACUCCAAUUGACAUCUUAAAUAUCUCUAACAUACAAUUCAUCUUUCCCCCUCCCCCCUUCCCCUUCUACCUUACUUAUCCAUCCACCCAUGUCCCGGGCUCAUAACCUAGGAGUCAUUUUGAACUCGCUCUUUCCCCACCAUCCUCAUAUCCCAAUCUAUUGCCAAGGCCUUUUGAUUUCACUUCUACAGCAUCUCAUAUAGGCCCACUUCUCAUCACCUCACACUUGGACUCUUGCAGCAGCCUGCUGGUGGGUCUGCCUGCCCCAAGUCUCUCCCCAUUACAAUCUAUCCUUCCUUCAACCAUCAAAGUGAUUUUCCAAAAGUGACGGUCUGCCUAUGUCACUUCUCUACUCAAUAAACUCCAGUGGCACCUGUUGCUUCUAGGAUCAAAUACAAAAUGCUCUGUUUGGGAUUCAAGUCCUUCAUAAGCUAGCCCCCUUCUGCUAUUUCAGUCUUCUUAAACUUCACUCACCACUGUGUACUCUUUGAUCCAGUGACACUGGUCUCUUGGCUGUCUCAUGAACAAUACAUUCCCAUCUCUCAGGCAUUUCCUCUGACUGUCCCCCAUGCUUGGAAUGUCCUCCCUCCUCCACUCCAACUGCUGGAUUCCCUUAAGUCCCAACUAAAAUCCCUCCUUUUACAAGAAGCCUUCUCCAACUCCUCUUAAUUCUAGUGC